Poecilia latipinna (sailfin molly) is the source of this 2062-nucleotide messenger RNA. It is a transcript of the gene sar1b, whose product is annotated as secretion associated, Ras related GTPase 1B. The record is from RefSeq and is a predicted model, not a curated record. Gene Ontology annotation, biological process: intracellular protein transport. Gene Ontology annotation, molecular function: GTPase activity; GTP binding. The coding region runs from base 208 to 804 and encodes 198 amino acids. NCBI's taxonomy places the organism in Eukaryota, Metazoa, Chordata, Actinopteri, Cyprinodontiformes, Poeciliidae. The transcript is spliced from 7 exons.
UGAGACACCAGCAGGAAGCGGCUGGGGAGUAGCAGGACAGCCAUUGCAGUGUCGUGGCUCAGUAACAAAAUACGAAAGGGCUGAGGAAGACCUGGCAGCCGCUCUCCCUGUUCCCUUUGACCAACAGAUUAAUUUACAUGACUGUUAGAGCUUAGGCACUCGGUAAAUAAAUCUACAUCUAAACAAUCGAAUUCAACAGCUCCGGAUAUGUCAUUCCUAUUCGAUUGGAUUUAUAGCGGUUUCAAUAGCGUACUACAGUUUUUAGGACUGUACAAGAAAUCGGGCAAGUUAGUAUUUCUUGGCCUGGACAAUGCUGGCAAAACGACGCUACUGCACAUGCUCAAAGAUGACAGACUGGGACAGCAUGUGCCGACUUUACACCCAACAUCAGAGGAGCUGACGAUUGCUGGCAUGACAUUCACCACCUUUGACCUUGGAGGCCACGCACAAGCCCGGAGAGUGUGGAAAACCUACCUCCCUGCCAUUAAUGGGAUCGUCUUCAUCGUGGAUUGUGCAGACCAUCAGAGAAUGAGUGAAUCUAAAGCAGAACUUGAUGCGUUAAUGACAGAUGAGACCAUCGGAAAUGUGCCUAUCUUAAUCCUUGGCAACAAAAUCGACAGGCCUGAAGCCAUGAGCGAGGAGAAGCUGCGCGAAUGUUUUGGAUUAUACGGACAGACGACAGGCAAGGGCAACGUUCCCAUGAAGGAGCUGAACACGAGACCGCUGGAGGUUUUCAUGUGCAGCGUGUUGAAGAGGCAGGGCUACGGCGAGGGCUUCCGCUGGCUGUCUCAGUACAUCGACUAAACCAGGCCCCGCCUCCCACUACACUAUCGGCUAGGGGGCGCCAAAACCAGCCGUUCCAGACGCCCACCAUCAUCAUCCUCUCAGCCCCGUUCGGUUAAUCAAGUCUGCCUUCGCCUCCAGAGAAACCAGUACGACUCGACCCCAAUAGACUUUUAUUGGUCGAACAUUUGGUUCACACACACUCACUGUCAUCAUCAUCUCUUUAUUUUUAUUUCAUUUUUCCAAGAGAGAGGGGUUCACGUUGAAAUGGUUGAAUCUUUUCUACACCAUGUUUGCUGUCCUCCUCUUCCGAUAGACUCAGAAGUUUAAAUCUGUUUGAUUCUGUUGCUAAAUAAACUUCUUCCUUCCCCCAACUCAGACGGCCACACAGCAGUACACUUUUUUAACAGAUAAAUUCAUUCCACGUUGUAUCUAAUCAGUGUUUUCUUUUUGUUGCUUUCUUUAACAUGGUUUGAGUAAAUUUAAAAAUUGCCCUCACCAUCACACAUUUGGCUGUUUCCCCGUGUAUUUGAAUGGAGCAGUGCGUUUAUCUUAGUGUAUCAUAAGUUAGAUCCAUAUCUCUUUCUGUCCAGCCUCUGAGCGGGCUCCCUUUUUAAAACGGAGCCAACUUCUCUGUGUUGUUUGUUUUAAAAUAGAAUAUGAUACUGGCUAUAACUCUUUGAUAAAAUUAUGUAGAUAUCACAAUGUUCAGCUGACGCAAAGAUGGAUGUUUAAAGGAAUCAAAUCGGCUGACCGUAACACGCCAUAAAGAGAUGAGGGAGGAAUAAAGAGACGCUGGUUAAAAUUAGGCAAUAUUAGAAGCAAGUGAGACGUUUGACAGGGUGAAUUUGGUGAAAACAGCGGAGACAGGUAGACAGGCCUAGAACACCUCCAACAAAGGGACCAUGUUAAAUAUAAAUAUAUGAAAUGUACACAAACAUCGUACAUGGAUUUUCUAUUUCUGAGUGGCAUCCUUUGAAAUAUGUGCAUUAACAGGAACUAUUAUGCAUGCCUUGUUCUUUUGAUUAUUUUUAAGAACUAUUAUUAACUCUGUACGAGGGAAGACGAUGCCAAAAUUACCAACUAGAGAGGAUUGUCAUGUUUUUGUUUUUUUUUAAGGAAACAAUGGAAAUGUGCAUAAUAUACUUUAAUCUGUCCCUGUCCCUUUGUGUCUCUUUCAUCCCUCAUGAAUAAGUAAUGAGAUGUUCCAACAUGAAUGGGACCUGCUGUUGUUUGCAUCAUUAAAAAAUGUAAUAAAUGUUUGCAAUGAAUAAUCGGA